AUGGAGGAUGGGAAACUCUGGGAUCCCCCAUCAGACACAAGCAGCACCUCAAAAGAUCACAGAAGAACCCAUGAAUGCUCAGAGUGUGGGAAAUUUUUUAGUCUCCACUCCCUCCUUUUGACCCACAGGGAGGUCCAUGUGGGAAGUGGAUCCAGUCAAGGUUUGGAAGAAGAGAAAUCCUUCUUUGGAAAAGAAGCCAAAGUUCUCAGAAGGUCCCCGAGAAUAAAACCCUAUAAAUGUGAGACUUGUGACUUAUGCUUUCGUCAAAAGUCAUACCUUCGUGCACAUCAGAAAAUCCACACUGGAAAGAAACCUCAUCAAUGUCUGGAAUGUGGGAAAUUUUUCCGUAAAAAAGCCUAUCUCAGAAAGCACGAGAGCAUUCACACAGGGGAGAAACCUUACAAGUGUUGGGAAUGUGGGAAGAGCUAUUCUCAGGAGUCAGAUCUUCAGCGCCAUAAAAAGAUUCAUUUGGGAAUAAAGCCUUACAAAUGCUUUGAGUGUGGGAACAGUUUUACCCUGAGUUCAUCUCUUCGCAGUCAUUUGAAAAUACACACAGGGGAGAAAAACGAAAAGUGCCUCGAAUGUGGGAAAUGUUUUAUCCAGAAAUCAUCCCUGGUGCGACAUCAGAGAAUUCACACCGGAGAGAAACCCUAUGAAUGCCCAGAAUGUGAAAGACGAUUUGUGGAUUCUUCUCACCUUCGUACGCACCAGAAGAGGCAUGAUGGGGGAAAAACCUAUCAAUGUGGGGAGUGUGGGAAACAGUUUCUUACACAAGAAGAGGUCCAGGUUCAUGAGAGGAGCCACACGGGGGAGAAGAUAUUCAAAUGCGGGAAGUGUGGGAAAAGUUACCCUACACAACGAGAGAUCCAGGUUCAUGAGAGGAGCCACACGGGGGAGAAGCCGUUCAGAUGUGAGGAGUGUGGGAAAUGCUUCUUCCGAAAACACCACCUUGAAAGCCAUCAGAGCAUCCACACGGGAGAGAAGCCUUACAGAUGCGUAGAAUGUGGAAAAGGCUUUCGAUUCGUGGGAGAGCUUUCGAUACAUCAUAAAACCCACGCAGGGGAGAUGCCAUAUCAAUGCAACGAAUGUGGAAGCUUUUAUAUUUCCAUAUCAGCCUUUAGAAGUCACGUGGAGAGUCACACAGAGGAAAAAACUACACAUAUUUAG
Molecule: messenger RNA, 1167 nt
Organism: Thamnophis elegans (Western terrestrial garter snake)
Lineage: Eukaryota; Metazoa; Chordata; Lepidosauria; Squamata; Natricidae
Product: zinc finger protein 501-like
Exons: 1
Coding region: 1-1167 (388 amino acids)
Biological process (GO): regulation of transcription by RNA polymerase II
Molecular function (GO): DNA-binding transcription factor activity; RNA polymerase II cis-regulatory region sequence-specific DNA binding
Source: RefSeq, a predicted model, not a curated record